AUGGCGGGAGUUGGGUUGGGUUGGGUCUGCUCUGCUCUGCUGUGCUCUGGUCUGGUACGGCUGAGCAAAGUCGGAGAGAAGAAGGAACGAGAGAAGAGAAGAGAAGAGGGAGAGAGAAGAGAGAAAGAGGAGAGGGAAAUGGAAGAGGAAGAGAGAGUCAGUUCGCCAUUGGUCUUUCAAAUGGCGAUCGAUGAUGGACAACCAAGAUUUCGAUCUCGAUCCCGGGCCGGCAGCAGUUGGCGUCGACCAGGAGUCUUGCAACGAGCUUGCUACGAUGCGAUCCACGCCCUAGCCCACUCUCUCUCUCACUCCCACACCCAAGCCCAAGCCCCACGCGCUGACGGACGUUCGGCACCACGGCCUUCGGCUGCUGCUGCUGCCGCUGCUGCCGCUGCUCGGCCGGGCGACCUAUGGAGGGGGCUGACAGCAGCAGAGACAAAACAGCCGAGAGCUGGCUGGGUCGGGCCCGGCUCGGGAGAUCCCCAAUCCAGCUCUCCCUCGACGCGACGCCGUGGAAGAGCCCGCGCGGCAAGGUCGGGUACGGUAGGGUACCGCACGGCAUGGCUGGCACCUACCUCAUCCUCAUCCUCUCAUCGGCCUGCAGUGCGCCGGCGUGCCGGCUCGCCUUCUCCUCGUGUCCCCGCCCGCGAAGGCCAUCCGUCCGCGUCCGGGGGCGCCGUCGCCGUGUCGUACGGCCUGAUCGUCGCGUCGCGCUGGUGGUGUUCGGCAUCGGCAUGGCAUCGGCAUCGGCUCCGCCGUCCGCCGUCCGCCGUCGUCGUCUCGGAAGGACCGGCUCACCCGGCUGAGAAGGAUGACGGCAACGUCGUCGGCAGCGCGCGAAAGGUUCUAGAGCUUGCACACCGCGAUACGCCAUCUCCGCUUUGGGAACGUACGUGUGGUUUGAUGUUGGGCCCUUCGUCAGCUGCAGUUGGCCCCCUCGCACGACCCACCGGCUUCUCUUCUCUUCAGGGGAAAGAGUGCGGUACGGUAGUCCUUGGUCGGUGGGCCGUGGUCGGUGGCCCUUGGCAGGUGGCAGGUGGCAGGUGGCAGGUGGCAGGUGGCCCUUGGUCGGUGGUCCUUGGUCGGUGGCCCGUGGUCGCUGGGCUUCGGGCCUGGAACGACAGGAGACCACACACGGGAAACCUGCAGCCUGCUGAGACUGGCGAAACCUCUGCUGCCAGCUGGACUCAGUGUCUCGUGACCCGUCUCUCCAACGAAAAUAAUACCGGUACUCCUCUAGGCUACUCCUCUCUAGGCUACUCCUCUAGCCUAGGUACUCCUCUAGCCAACUCCUCUAGCCAACUCCUCUAG
Molecule: messenger RNA, 1311 nt
Organism: Drepanopeziza brunnea f. sp. 'multigermtubi' MB_m1
Lineage: Eukaryota; Fungi; Ascomycota; Leotiomycetes; Helotiales; Drepanopezizaceae
Source: RefSeq, a predicted model, not a curated record